AUGAGUGGCAGUGGGACAAUCAAAGAGCAGGCUGGAUCGCAGCAAGUUUGUGCUGAAGCUGUUGUAUCUCAAACUCCCAGUAAACAAGCCUCCUUUACUUCUUCACCUUCUAAUGAGGCAAAUACUAUUUCGCCUACUAAUGCUAAGCAGGCAUAUCAAAGCCAACAAUCUCCCAGCCACGUGAGCAAAUCGAGUACCAGUGAAAUUGAGCCAUCAGCUAAGAAUGGUACUACUGCUGCUCCAAUUAGGGAGAUUAAAACAAAGACAAAUUCUCGACCAUCCGAAGUCUUGGAAAGAGCUCGAGCUGCCAUUGCCUCUGCAGACCGUGCAACAGCAGCUGCAGGCGCAGCUGCUGAGCUGGUGAAUGUGAAAUUUGGUUCACUGAAACUGGAAGGAGCUUCAUCAUAA
Hibiscus syriacus is the source of this 408-nucleotide messenger RNA. RefSeq lists its product as uncharacterized. The record is from RefSeq and is a predicted model, not a curated record. The transcript has 2 exons. Lineage: Eukaryota; Viridiplantae; Streptophyta; Magnoliopsida; Malvales; Malvaceae. Bases 1 to 408 code for a protein of 135 amino acids.